CUGGCAACGGGCACACGCGGGUCCUCCUCCCGGGGACAUCUCACUCCGGUAUCCGUUCUUCUCUGCUUCUGUCCCCGAAGGCUGGCUAGCAAACCCACGUCGCGUCUGGCCUGGCAGACAGUGAGCUGCCUUUUAGCCGUAAACGGCGUUUUUCCAGCGCAACAAAAGCGGAUUAUUCACGAUGUUUUCGGCAUGGUGUAAAACCCGCGGAGAAAUAUUGGUUUUUACCCCAUUAUACUGGAGGACCGCCCGUGCUUCGUAAAAAUGCAAAAAGGAUACAAUGCAGCAUGCAUGUUCUGCAUUCUUCGGGAGCACCACGCCAUCGGUGUGAAUGACUUGUGGCUGUAGGUUGUCGCGAGUAGGCCAGGUUCCUGCACAGCCUCUGUGGCUGACUGGGAGGAGUCAAGUGGAGAGCAGACAUCAGUGCCCAGGGGACCUCAGGCUUGGUUCUCCAUAUGAGGCCCUGCUGAAAGGGCAGGGGGGCUUCUGAGUGUGCCCAAGGGCCAUAGAAAGCCCCCUUGGGGGAAUUUCACAAAAACAUAAAUAACAAGAAAACCUUCUGGACGACUGUUUUUGCUUUUACACACUCACACACACACUCACACACACACACACACCACACACACGCACACACCCCCACCCUCACUGACAAGGACAUAGAGAGAAUGUUGGAGGUCCAAGAGGAGAGACCAGCGGCGGCAGGUACAGCAGCGACACAUUUCAGCAAGAAGGAGCGAGGGAAGAAGGAGAGAGAGGAGGCCAAGGACGGACGGGGGAACUUGUCCAACAUCGGGAAUCCUGUUCCUGGCUCCAGGAACGUGCGUGCAAAAGCGCCACUCACACACACAGGCAGCCCUCACCAGCUUAUCACUCCACCCUGUUCUGUAGUCCUGGGAGCCCCAUCAAUGCACUCCAAUAGGUUAAAGAACUCCCCGUCCACCAACACACAGAGCCCUAAACCUAAGACGGAGGCCAUGGUACGAUCACCUCCUGUCAUGUCCCCCUCCACUGCCGCCCAGAUGGACUCUAAAAUGCCCAAUCAGGGUAAACCAGGGAGCACAGGCAGCCAAUCACAGUCCUCCCCCUGUGACCCCAAAACCCUGGGUGCCAAAGGGUCUCAAAAUGUUGCAGGAGGCAUGGGGCUUAAGAACGGCCAGGGCCUGACGUCUGGCCAAAGCUCUAAGGUGAAAGUCAAAAGGGAGAGAAGUACCUCUGUGGAAUCAUUCGAGCAGCCAGAGAGUGGCACACCAACCAGUGAGGAAAAAGAUAGUAGCAGGGUGAAGAGGAUGUGUGUGGCAGAGAGGAGGCAGCCAUACAGUGGAGCUGACUGGUGCUCUGGGGGAGAAAGUGAUGAAGAUGACAAAGGAUUCUUCAACUGUAACUCCACUGAUGUGAAGCCCCAAGACUCAGUCACACAUUCUACCUCCAAUGCUGGACUCAGUCGCUCCUCCACACCCUCCCAUAAUACACUGGGAGGCCAAGGCUCCACAACAGAACCUGCUAGUGGCCAGAAACCAGGCUCAAAACUCGUUUAUGUCUUCACAACGGAGAUGGCAAACAAGGCAGCUGAUGCAGUUCUAACUGGCCAUACAGAAAACAUCAUUGCUUUCCACAUGAAAAACAUCUCCAACAGCAAGGAUAAAGCUCAUCUCCUCUUGAACAAUGCAUCAGGCGUCCUGCGAAAUGACUCCAAGCCUCCACAGCAGCCUCCGUCCCAUGCCCAAGAUCAAAGCCACCAGCCUGGAUCCAAGCCGUCCUUACCUGGAAUGGCAGAGCCAACACCACCUCAGCCUUCAAAUCAGUCGGGUGUUCUUCCGCAGGAAGGAUCAUCCUCAACAGGCAUGGAAUCCAAAAAUAUUCCGGGCAGUAGCCCCAGUAACACUACAGCCCCAGUUGACCAGGCUUCCAUCACCCAGCCUGAGGCAGGCCUCAACCCUCCAACAUCAGUUGAAGGAGGGCAGGGUGGAGGCUCUGGUGGUACGGGUCUGACACCUCAACAGCAGCAGCAACAGCAGCAGCUGGCGCAGGAGCUGUUAAACAUGGAGGCUAACACAGAGGGUCUUUCCCAAGAACAGCUUGAACAUCGCCAGCGCUCCCUGCAGACCUUACGAGAUAUUCAGCGCAUGCUCUUCCCAGAUGAUCGUGAUGCCCCACCCCCUGGGCCUCCACAGUCUCAUGGUGGACCCCAUGAUGGCGGCCCAGAUGGUGCCCCCCGGAGACCAGAGCAGGGCCCCUUACAAGCUAUGAUAGCACAGUCACAGAACCUUGGUCCGCCAGGUGGACCUGGAGGACCUCGUCCACAAGGCCCACCUUUUGGGCCUCCCCAUGGUCCCAGGGACAUGCCCCCAUUUCCCCAGGAUGAAAUGGGGCCACACAUGGGGGGUCCAGGCAGCUGUGGAGAAGGAGAUCAGAUGACCCCAGAACAGGUGGCAUGGUUAAAGUUACAGCAGGAGUUUUAUGAGGAGAAGAGGAAGAAACAAGAAAUGCAGCACCGGCCGCUUCCUCCAGACAUGAUGAUGCACCCCCAUGGUCCACGUGGCAUGAUGCGAGGGCCCCCACCUCCCUAUCAAAUGGGCCCAGGAGAGAUGUGGGGAGGACCAGGUGGUCCACCAGAGCAUUAUCCAGAGCGGAUGGGCAUGGGCCCUGGCCCGAGGGGCAUACCUCCACAUAUGCAGAGGGUGCCUGGCUUCUCAGGUAUGAUGAAUCCUGAGAUGGAGGGUCCACCAAGGCCUGGAAUGGGCUGGCCUGAUGAAAUGCCUCCCCGGAUGGGAGAAGCACGAGGUUUCCCUGGAGGACCUGGAGGAAUGUUUACUGGUCCGGGGGCUCGUGGUGAGCGUUUUCCAAACCCUCAGUCAGUUCAAGAAGCAAUGUUCCACCAAGGAAUGGGGGGAGAGAAGGGUCUCCCUCCUGGUAUGAUGAUGGAUGUCCAAAGGAUGAUGGGGCACCAAAGAGGAGGAAUGGAACCUGGUAAUGGCAUGGGUAUGUUUCCCAGAAUGCCUGGUGAUGGCCCUAUGAGUCCAUCCUCAAGACUCCAAGGAAUGGGGGGCAGGGACAUGGGGCCCGAGUUUGGCAUGGGGCCAGGCCCUGGGCCAGGACCUCAUAUGCACCCUUCCAAAUUACGAGAUCCUCCCAUGAAUUUGAGUCCUGAUGAAAUAAUGAGAAUGAGAGGUGGUGGAGGACCUCCAAUGGAGAACAUGGGUCCACAAGGCAGGCCUAUGCAGGUCCCCCCCUUCCCUGAUCAGACACCAUCAGGAGACUUUCCAAUGGGGCCUGGGCGGGCCUUCCCAGGCGGUCCUGGAGGAAUGAGGGGUCCACAUGCAGACCAAGCAUUUGGUCCAGAACACAGAUCUACACCAACAGGAGGUAAUGGCCGUAUUAAUCACCUCCCUUCGGCUGGUGGUCCUGCACAAGGUCAGAGAGGCCGUAAGCCAGCAGAACUGAAUGUCCAAGCAGGAGGGGGGAACUCUCCCAGUGUUAACCCAUUAAAAUCCCCUCCUUUGAGGCAAGUGCAGUCCCCCAUGAUGGGCUCUCCCUCUGGAAACCUUAAAUCUCCUCAAACACCGUCCCAGCUGGCUGGCAUGCUCACUGGUCCUACAGGCUCCAAUGCUCCUCCAGCUUCUGCACCAAUGAAGUCUCCUCACUCCAUGAUGGGAUCAGCAGGUGCCUCUCCUGUACAUUUGAGGUCCCCCUCUCUUCCAAAUCCCUCUCCAGGAUGGGUUUCCUCACCAAAACCACCCAUGCAGAGUCCUGGAGUGCCUCCUCAGGGUGGCAAACCUCCACUCAGCAUCACUUCACCAAACAUGAUGGGGAGCAUGGAGCCGGGUGGGAAUGGUCCUCCCUCAGCACCUCCAUCAUCAGGGGCUCCAUCAGGCUCAAUGUCCCUCCCUGGAAAUGUUCCCUCUGGCAGUCCAUACACCAUACCCCCAGAACCAACACUAUCCCAGAACCCUCUCUCCAUCAUGAUGUCACGCAUGUCCAAGUUUGCAAUGCCCAGCUCCACCCCGCUUUACCACGAUGCCAUAAAAACUGUUGCAAGCUCGGACGAUGACUCACCCCCAGCUCGCUCACCCAACCUUCCUUCAGUGAACAAUAACGGUAUGACUAUGAAUCACCAAGGAAAUCCACGCAUGAUGGGACCUGGAAACACUGGACCCAUGCCUGCUCUCAGCCCUCUGGGUAUGAAUCCAGUGGGAUCACAGCCUCUUUCCCAUGGCAUGCCUCAACAGAUGCCCUCUCCCAAUGCUCCUAAUAUGGGUCCAGGCUUGAUGACUCAUGGUAUGAUGAUGCCACCAAAUCCCCAAGACCCUGGUAUGGCAAACCCUCAAAUGAUGCCCCAGGGACGUAUGGGUUACUCUCAUCGAGGCCAGGGAUACCCCCUCACCCAGUCCCCUUCCCAGCAAGGCCCUUUCUCCCCACACAACGGUCCUGGUCCCCAAGGUUUUCCUGGCCAUCCUAUGGGCUUUCAGGGAGAGGGAGGACCCAUGGGAGGACGGAUGGGUAACAUGCCUCAUGGGGGAGGGGGUGAUGGUGGCAUGUGCAAGCCCAAUACUCCUGGCGGGCCAGAGUUCAACAACAUGCAAGGUGGAUUCAGUGAUGCGGACCUUCAUGAGGUAAUGCGACCGGGAGCUUCUGGCAUUCCUGAGUUUGACCUGUCCAGGAUAAUCCCAUCAGAGAAGCCCAGCCAGACUCUGUCAUAUUUUCCCCGAGGUGGAGGAGACAACCCGGGGGGAAAACCACCACACCCCUCUGGCUUUCCCAUGCAAGGGAUGAUGGGUGAUGGUCCUCCAAGGAUGGGAAUGCCCAUGCAAGGGAUGGGGGGAAUGUCGGGGGGGCCUGGUGGGGGAAUGGGCCCCCAAGAUAUACCGAUGGGUAACCCAGGCCACAAUGUGAUGCGGCCACCAGGAUUCAUGGGCCAGGGUAUGAUGGGUCCCCAGCAUCGGAUGAUGUCUCCUGGGGGCCCAGGAGGGAUGAUGCAGGGGAGACAAAUGGCUCAUCCAGGCCCUGGCGGCUCACCUAACAUGAUGAUGUCACUGCAGGGCAUGGGCGGCCCCCCACAGCAGACAAUGAUGAUGGGGGGCCAAAUGAGGCCACGUGACAUGGACAUGGGGUUCAGUCCGGGCCCUGGAAUGUUCUAAUCCAACAGAAACCUUGUAACUAGAAUGUUCUCUGACAAUUCACAAGGAUGGAAUAAAGAUCAUGGAGUGCAGCAAGUAUUCAGAAAACUGAUGGACUCUAGUAAAUGAGGUAUAAUAUGAGGGUGUGCCCAGAAAAUGAACAGACUGGGGCUUACCUAGCAAUGUCUUGUGGAAGCUGUUCCAAUGGAGACUCAGACAAGCCCAGACUGGAGUACUUCUGCCACAUGAACAUUUAAUUUUGACUCAUGAACUGCAGAAUGUAUGGGAUUGUUGUGUAUCAAUUUCGCAGAACUUUCAUGUGUUUUUUGAUUAUCUGACUAUAAAGAUGACUUUGACAUCAAAGAGGAAUCAACUGAACUAAAAGUCAGCACGGAGAUGCUACAGUAUAUGUCUACUUUUUUCAAAUUUAAAAAUCAAAUUUGUCAUGAAAGUGGUAUGGAACAUGAGAAAGAAGGAAGAAUAAUUUGUGCUUUGUGAAGACAUUAGUGGAAAUCCAUCUUGUCUCUCGCUCCAUUGUUUUGACUGUUUCUGUACAGUAUAUACGUGAGAGUGUGUGUGCUUGACAGAUUGUAUGUUUGUGUGGUAUGUAUGUAUGUGUCUGUAUGUAUAGGCAUUCUAUCAGUGACCUCUCAACUCCUCUUACCCUGCUUUCAUUGGGGGAGGAAUGCCCCCUAAAAAUACUGUACUGUUUACCAUUGGUGGGCUAUUCAAAUUUUAGUCUAUUUUAAUUUCCUUUGUAACUCCAGUGUAUAACAAACCAAACUAUGACCUCAUUAAGAUAAUAGUAUUAUUAAAAAAGCACAAACAUGGACCAUCUGCAGAAAGCGUCUUCUUUCUGUUUUUAUUUUAUUUCUUUUUCCAUUUAACGCAACACAUUCUGUGUGAGGAUCCUGGCAGCUUUGCAGCACCACAAUCAUCUCCAGUCCGUUUCAACUUGUGGAUGACGUUCAACUUUGUGCUCCAAAACUUUCAGGACUCGACUUUUCGCCAGCGUGAACAAUAUUGCUAAUACCCAGGUGUGCUAUGUGUGUUCUUCUUGUUCCUGUUGUGUUUGUUUUGUUUUGACUCUUGUUGACUCUGGGUAAUCAUUCCCACAGCAAUAAUCCCCCUCGAUGGUCGGCAGAAUGGGACAGGAUGGCUGAAUUCAAGAGCAGGUUUGCCAGGUGUUAUAGAACUAGAACUAGGUAGAUCUGGUAACAUUUAGUAAGGCAGGUGUGGUGUCCAGAGUGAGAGACACAGAAAUGUAAACACGUACUGCUUACCAUCCAGUUGACUUCCUCUUUUCUCUAUUGUAUAAGCUUGUCAUGUGUUUCUCCAUUGGCUUUGGUGCAGAAUAGCCUACCAGGGCUGUGGUGAUGGACUACAAAUAAAAGAUAUUGUUUUGGUA
Melanotaenia boesemani (Boeseman's rainbowfish) is the source of this 6522-nucleotide messenger RNA. RefSeq names its product BCL9 transcription coactivator (gene bcl9). Gene Ontology annotation, molecular function: beta-catenin binding; transcription coactivator activity. Gene Ontology annotation, biological process: positive regulation of transcription by RNA polymerase II; canonical Wnt signaling pathway. The coding region runs from base 666 to 5135 and encodes 1489 amino acids. The record is from RefSeq and is a predicted model, not a curated record. Lineage: Eukaryota; Metazoa; Chordata; Actinopteri; Atheriniformes; Melanotaeniidae. Gene Ontology annotation, cellular component: beta-catenin-TCF complex. The transcript is spliced from 10 exons.